UUGACCUUAUACGAUGUAUUUUCUAAUGGUUAUACAGUAGAAUAUCUAGAUGUUUUAAGUAUAAUUGCAUUAUUUUUCGGUAUAACUGUUAUAAUUAAUAAAAAUCCUAUAGCAUCUCUUAUGUCUUUAAUAGGAUUAUUUGCAUCUAUUUCUCUUUAUUUAAUAUUAUUAGGAUUAACAUUUAUAGGUUUUUCUUAUUUAAUUGUAUAUAUAGGGGCCGUAUCUAUAUUAUUUUUAUUCAUUUUGAUGUUGAUCAAUAUAAGAACAAGUGAAUUACAAAGCAAUAAUUGAAAUAGUAUUCCUUUAGCAUUAUUUGUAACAAUAUUAUUAAAUUCUGCACUACAGCCGAUAUUGCCUUACUAUAUGGCUAUAAUUAAUAGUUAUAAUAGUAAAAUAAACAAUCUGAUUUAUUACUUAUCCACAAGUAAAUAUAGUGAUAUUGUAGCUAAAGGGGAGGUUAGGUUACCAUUACAUAUAAAUAAAAAUCUAGAUCUAGACACAGCUAAUGUUAUGUUUGUUACUAGUAAUAACUGAGAUGGUAAUAUGACAGAAACAAGUCAUAUGUCUACAAUAGGAAAUAUAUUAUAUACUUCUUAUAAUAUAUGAUUGUUUAUUGCUAGUAUUAUCUUAUUAUUAGCGAUGACAGGGGCCAUAAUAAUAACGAUAAAACAAGAUACAGAUAAGCAAUAA
Molecule: messenger RNA, 690 nt
Organism: Hirsutella rhossiliensis
Lineage: Eukaryota; Fungi; Ascomycota; Sordariomycetes; Hypocreales; Ophiocordycipitaceae
Source: the annotation of a RefSeq genome assembly